Molecule: messenger RNA, 1956 nt
Organism: Drosophila ananassae
Lineage: Eukaryota; Metazoa; Arthropoda; Insecta; Diptera; Drosophilidae
Exons: 6
Coding region: 419-1765 (448 amino acids)
Cellular component (GO): plasma membrane
Source: RefSeq, a predicted model, not a curated record
GGCCAGUAGCCAGUCAGUCUGUGCUCUGCUUUGGCCAGGAGCAGACGAGCAAGCAGGGAGUCAACGGAACCGUGUACCGUUCGUCGCCUAUCCGGUCCCAAAAUCGCGCUCUUUUAUUCCGAUUUUUUUUUCAACAGAAUUCAUUUGGUUCGCGCGCAGUAUAUUUAUUUAUUUCGGUUGUUAUCGCUGGUCCGGCUCGGUUUUUAGUUGAGAAAUUAGCCAAAAUUUUAUUUUAGAUCUGCCCGGCAGCUCAUAAACUCACAAACUAAACAAAUCGCUCAAAAACAAUCAGCUUGGGGCCAGGGAUCAUUGGUGCAACGCUGCAGAAUUAAUGGAACGCGUGCUGUUCCAUGUGUGUGAGGAUUGCUCGUUGUCAUCGUCCAGAGAGCCAUAGAGGGGAUUGGAACGCGGCCCAAGAAUGAAGCGUGACCUGUCCACAUCGACCAUCGGCCGCGAUGAGGCCAGGCGUCCUCUUAUGGAGGCCUACAUGUUCCAGCGCAGGGUCCUCCUGGGAUGCAGCUUGCUGACUGUGGUGUCGCUUCUGAUCUGGAUAGUAGCGAUAUCGACGGAUCAUUGGAUUAUCAUAUCCGGUGGACAAGGAAUCUUUAUCCCGGAGUCAAGGCGAUUCUUUAUGUCCUCACACUCGGGAUUAUGGCGUCACUGUCGGAAUACUAUUGUUCCCAAUGCUCUGAGCAAUGCCCAGGUGGUCCGGAACUUCAGUUCGAUGUCCUACACGUCGCAGACGAACAUCAACGAGGCCAAACGGAAUCUUUCGCACAUGGACUUCAUCAAGGAGUUCGCGAAGGAGAAAUUAGACACGGGGGAUAACUUCACAGAAGCGGCUAGACGACACAUGUUUGCUCAUUGGGCGCGAGGUGAGGACGAGGACUUUCAGACCCUGCGAAACGCUUUCCGAACCAUUGUGAUGUCCACCGAAGACAACCAAAGGCAGUUCAAUGCCACGACGAACAAACCAAUACCCAUUGAUCCUUUAGACGUGAAGGGGAUUAUUACAAGAGGGACGUUUGGAUCGGCUCUGCAGCGGGUUAAGUACAACAACACCUGGUCCUAUUAUGUGAUACCAGAGGUGGCCCAGUUGGCCAUAUUCAGUAAUUGGACAAACUAUCCGCUGGUGGUGCGGCUUUUGGGUACCUAUAUCCGGGACAUUGGAAUUCCCGCCUACGUUUUAAAUGAUGAGCGGGUGCUUCUCAUCUUAGUGCCUCCACUGCCACCAAAACGAGGAGGUCAAAGUGCCUUUUACAGCUACAUCCCGAACCAACGAUGCAAGUACAUCGACAUGUUCCCCAACUCCAACGCCCUACGAAAUGAGCCUGGAUUCGACGACGAGCUAUUGGUGGCUUGGUACUUCCUUUCAGACUAUAUCCGGACGCAGGCGUCCUUUGCCUGCAUUACGUUGUUCGUGAUGAGCUUGGGAGCUGUAUUCUCCUUCUACACGUUCAUGAAUCCGCGCUACAUGUUCAAGCGACUGGCGGGUGGAAUCCACCUGGUUGCAGCUUCCACUGCCCUCGUGGUACUCCAGGUUCUCUUCUCGUCAAUUGACUACACGAAAGAUCAUCUAUUUUACGCGUAUCCGGACGGAGCAGAGUUAACCUACGGCUAUGGAGUUUUCUUGGCCUGGUUCACUUUUGCUGACAAUAUUUUAUGCGGUGUUAUGUUCCUCUGGUACUCGGGCAAGAAAAAAGGCGCCAAGGCACCCAAUGAUGAGGUGGCAAUGGCGGAUGAGCCCACCAUCAUGGGCAGAUAACAUGGCCCAGACCAUAAAUUGGGUUUUCAUUCACCAGAUGCCCAUCCAGCGACCAAAGACCAAAGCAAUUCUGUUGCUUUUCAGCUACUUUUGUUAUUUGUUGUUUUAAUAAUGGCUGUAUUUGAAAUGUUCGCUUUAUAACUAUAAGAAUCUCAAGGCAAUAAAGCAAUUAUUUUCAGUCAAUACAAAAC